Plasmodium yoelii is the source of this 918-nucleotide messenger RNA. RefSeq lists its product as uncharacterized. Lineage: Eukaryota; Apicomplexa; Aconoidasida; Haemosporida; Plasmodiidae. The coding region runs from base 1 to 918 and encodes 305 amino acids. The record is from RefSeq and is a predicted model, not a curated record. The transcript has 3 exons.
AUGGAUGAUACUCUAUGUGGAAAAAUUGAUCUUUUGAGGGCGUAUUUACCCGAUGAUUUAGGCGCAACUACAAAACUCGAUUUGAAUGAUAAUUCGAAAAUUAAGAAAUACUGCCCUGAAAACGGUUCAGGAUACAACACAUGCAAUACUAAUCUCGAUGAAAUUACGGCCGGAUUUUUAUGGUUACUUGGAGAAUGUUAUUCUACAUUAACAACUAAUGGUUAUGAUCAAAAUAAUACUAAUGCAUUUUUUAUACAUAUUAUUUCAUGGUUUAGUUACAAAUUAAAUCAAAACGAAGGGAAAAAAUUCAACACAAUAAACGCUUUUUUUAAUGAAUAUGUAAAAAGUAGUGGUAAUUAUAAAAGUUUUAUAACUGAUGCCUACAGAAUUGGAAAUAUUAAGGAAUUCAUGGAUAAGCGAGAGUAUUUGCUGAAUAUUAAUAUUGAAGAUUUGUCUAAAUUUUAUGAUGCAUCCAAAUUAUUAUGUAGUAUGUAUAUUAAUUCUGAAAAACAUACAAAAGAUAGCACACUGCUAAAUGAUGCGAAAGAUUUUGUUAUAAAAUAUACAGACCUCAACGAAAGCUAUAAUAUUGAAGAUACAGCACGAAGAAAAAUAUUGCCUUUUUUAUCAACUGACUAUGAUAAUUUUAAAAAAUAUUGUAAUGGAAAAGGUAAUAAUUGUAAAGAUUUUCAAUCCCUUCCAGCAAUAAAAACAAACGCUUCUGCACUAACAUCUGGAAAUGCAUCACCAAGUUCGUCGAUAGGAAACAAAUUAUUUACAGUUUUAUCGAUAUUUGGUGCAAUAGCAUUUUUUUUAGGAAUUUCUUACAAGUAUUCGUUAUUUGGAUUUCGGAAACGAUUUCAAAAACAAAAAUUAAGAGAAAAAAUAAAAAAUAUAAAGAAGAAAAUGAAUCGUUAA